GCGUGAGUUGGGCGGGGCGCCGCGCUGACGUUGCCCCGGGAUGCGGGCAGGUUCCGCAGCCGUCUUCGCCGCCACCGCCUCUCCUGCCACCGGGGUUUGUAUGAAAACACCGGGCGGCGGGCGGCGGGCGGCGAGGGACCCUCCUCCGUGCGGUCCGGGAGUCGCGGGCGGAGGCCGAGCGCAGUCCCCGCCAGCGCCCACGCCGAGCCGCAUUACCAAUAGUUCUCGGGUUGUCGGGCUCUUGGCUCAGCUGGAGAAGAUCAAUACGGACCCCACAGAGUCGGAUAAUGUCAGAUAUGUCACAUCCAAGAUUCUGCAUCUGGCCCAAAGUCAAGAAAAAACAAGGAGGGAAAUGACAACCAAAGGUUCUACGGGCAUGGAAGUUCUGUUGUCAACAUUGGAGAACACGAAAGAUCUUCAAACUAUACUUAAUAUCUUAAGCAUUCUUGUCGAGCUGGUAUCUUCUGGUGGAGGCCGAAGAGCAAGUUUCUUAGUUGCCAAAGGUGGUUCACAGAUACUGUUACAACUGCUAAUGAACGCCAGCAAAGACUCCCCUCCCCAUGAGGAGUUGAUGGUACAGACUCAUUGCGUCCUCGCAAAGAUCGGACCCAAAGAUAAAAAGUUUGGAGUGAAGGCUCGAGUGAAUGGGGCACUGAAUGUCACCCUAAAUUUGGUCAAGCAGCACUUUCAGAACUAUCGCUUGGCUCUCCCUUGUCUUCAGCUCUUGCGCGUGUAUUCUACCAACUCUGUGAACGCAGUAUCUUUAGGUAAAAAUGGAGUUGUGGAGCUGAUGUUUAAAAUCAUUGGACCUUUCAGUAAGAAGAACUCGGGUCUUAUGAAGGUUGCUUUAGACACUCUUGCUGCAUUGCUAAAAUCAAAAACAAAUGCCAGGAGAGCCGUAGACAGAGGAUAUGUUCAAGUGCUUUUAACAAUUUAUGUAGAUUGGCACCGCCAUGAUAACCGGCACAGAAACAUGCUUAUUCGGAAAGGAAUUUUACAGAGCUUAAAAAGUGUCACAAACAUCAAAUUGGGAAGGAAAGCAUUUAUUGAUGCGAAUGGGAUGAAAAUUCUGUACAACACUUCACAAGAAUGCUUGGCUGUCAGGACCCUUGAUCCUCUUGUCAACACUUCUAGUCUGAUAAUGAGGAAGUGUUUCCCAAAAAACCGCUUGCCACUACCAACCAUUAAAAGCUCUUUCCACUUCGAGUUGCCGGUCAUCCCUGUGACUGGACCUGUGGCUCAGCUCUACAGCUUACCCCCUGAAGUGGAUGACGUAGUAGAUGAAAGUGAUGACAAUGAUGAUGCUGAUUUAGAAGCUGAAAAUGAAGUCGAAAAUGAAGAUGACCUAGAUCAAAGUUUUAAGAAUGAUGAUAUUGAAACAGAUAUUAACAAGUUAAAGCCCCAGCAAGUACCAGGACGCACAGUAGAAGAACUGAAGAUGUACGAGCACCUCUUUCCUGAGCUUGUUGAUGAUUUCCAGGACUAUGAAUUAAUCUCUAAAGAACCCAAACCUCUUGUGUUUGAGGGGAAAGUCCGAGGCCCUAUUGUUGUUCCCACGGCUGGAGAGGAAGUGUCUGGAAACUCAGGUGGUGUAAGGAAAGCAGCUGUACUGAAGGAGAAGAUGUCUCCCAAAGGCGAGGAAGCCAAGGAAGAUGGCAAGGGCAGUGGUGGUCAGAACAGAACUGCUUCCUCAGCUCACAGCUUCAGCAGUGACAUUGUGAAGGCCUUGGACCGGAUCACCUUGCAGAACAGUCCUUCACAAGUAGGCACGAGGAAGGACUGUGGUCUCCCUCUCACGGUCCUCUCGUGCACGAAAGCAUGCCCACAGGUGGCUACGUGCGGAAGUACUCUUUUUGAAGGGCGGACGGUCCAGCUUGGGAAGCUUUGUUGUACUGGAGUUGAAACUGAAGAUGAUGAAGAUAGCGAGUCCAACUCGUCAGUCGAGCAGGCCUCCUCUGUGGAAGUCCCCGAUGGACCAACGCUUCACGACCCAGACCUCUACAUUGAGAUCGUGAAAAGCACAAAGUCUGUUCCAGAGUACUCAGAGGUGGCUUAUCCUGACUAUUUCGGUCACAUUCCACCUCCAUUCAAAGAGCCCAUUUUAGAAAGGCCUUAUGGUGUACAAAGGACAAAAAUUGCCCAAGACAUUGAGAGGCUGAUCCACCAGUGUGACAUCAUAGACCGGGUGGUGUAUGACCUGGACAACCCCAACUAUGCCACUCCAGAAGAAGGAGAUAUUUUGAAGUUUAACUCAAAAUUUGAAUCUGGGAAUCUGCGCAAAGUAAUUCAAAUUAGAAAAAACGAGUAUGACCUCAUUCUGAACUCGGAUAUAAACAGUAAUCAUUAUCACCAGUGGUUCUACUUUGAAGUCAGCGGGAUGCGGCCUGGCGUUGCAUACAGGUUCAACAUCAUCAACUGUGAGAAGUCCAACAGCCAGUUUAAUUAUGGUAUGCAGCCACUUAUGUAUUCAGUUCAGGAAGCUCUAAACGCCAGACCAUGGUGGAUUCGGAUGGGGACUGACAUUUGUUACUACAAAAAUCACUUCUCAAGAAGUUCAGUUGCUGCAGGUGGACAGAAGGGAAAGUCUUACUAUACAAUUACAUUUACUGUGAACUUCCCACAUAAAGAUGAUGUCUGCUAUUUUGCCUAUCACUAUCCAUAUACAUAUUCAACUCUGCAGAUGCAUCUUCAAAAAUUGGAAUCAGCACAUAAUCCUCAACAAAUUUAUUUUCGAAAAGAUGUGCUGUGUGAAACCUUGUCUGGAAACAGCUGUCCCCUGGUGACCAUUACAGCAAUGCCAGAGUCCAGUUAUUAUGAGCACAUCUGUCAAUUCAGAAAUCGUCCUUAUAUUUUCCUGUCUGCUCGGGUCCAUCCUGGAGAAACUAAUGCAAGCUGGGUCAUGAAAGGAACACUGGAAUACCUCAUGGGUAAUAGCCCUACUGCCCAGAGCUUACGGGAGUCCUACAUCUUUAAAAUCGUCCCUAUGCUAAAUCCAGACGGUGUCAUCAGUGGAAAUCACCGCUGCUCUUUAAGUGGAGAGGAUUUGAACAGACAGUGGCAAAGUCCAAACCCAGACUUGCAUCCUACGAUUUACCAUGCGAAGGGGUUACUACAGUACCUGGCUGCAGUGAAGCGCUUACCGCUGGUGUAUUGUGACUACCAUGGCCAUUCUCGAAAAAAGAAUGUGUUUAUGUAUGGCUGCAGCAUCAAAGAGACAGUGUGGCAUACCCAUGACAACUCAGCUCCCUGUGAUGUUGUGGAAGACAUGGGAUACAGGACUCUGCCUAAGAUACUGAGCCACAUUGCUCCAGCAUUUUGCAUGAGCAGCUGUAGCUUUGUCGUGGAGAAAUCCAAAGAGUCCACAGCUCGGGUUGUGGUGUGGCGGGAAAUCGGCGUUCAAAGGAGCUACACCAUGGAGAGCACCCUGUGUGGCUGCGACCAGGGGAGAUACAAGGGUUUACAGAUUGGGACUCGAGAAUUGGAAGAAAUGGGAGCGAAAUUUUGUGUUGGUUUAAUGCGUUUGAAAAGACUGACUUCUUCAUUGGAAUAUAAUCUGCCCUCCCAAAUGCUUGACUUUGAAAAUGACUUAAUGGAAUCCACCUGUAAAGUGACGAGGGAUCCUGACAGCUCUGCGCCCCAGCUUUCCCCUGCAGUCCCUUGAGAUGGCUGGCGCUCUGAUGACACCCUGCCCUGGGCCGCUGCCUCCUUUGCCCUGCUUCCCACUGGACUUUGCCCCGCACUUUCCCUUGCCGACUUUGCUCCGUAUCCUUUCAGUGCAAUAAGCCAUGAGUGUGGACCCCGCUCUGUGCUCCUCUUCCUCUCAACCUGCUGCUCCAUUGAGUUUCUUCCUUGCUUGGUUGUCACAGAGAUGCUAGUGUUUUUGCUGAGAACAACUGGAGCUAGAUCAUACUGUACAGCAGUAGCUCAGCACUGCCAGUGUCGUCAUGGGCUGGUUCCUGCAGACGGUCUCCUCUAAACUCCACCAUCUUCAUUGUAGCUGAUUCUCUCUGUGUACAAGAUGGUGCCAUUGGUGUGUUAUGACUCUGUGCAUGAUGGGUGACCUGACCGUCUGGCUCCCUCCUCUGAGGACUGACUUUUGGCUCAUAGCUGGAGCUUAGUGGUGUCUCCUUCAUUCCUUCUAUUCCUCCCUUCCCUUCUCUCUUUUUCUUUCUUUCUUUCUCUUUUUCCAAAUAGAUGUCCUUUGGGCAGCCAUAUUGUCCAGUAGCUCAGCUGACCUCUGUGUGUGCUUGCACAUGCUUGUAAGUAUGUCAUAGUCAUUUCAGAGUGACACAUAUAUUUCCUAUGAGAAGGAAGGUGGUUGUGACUGUGUUAGGUAAUGUAUGUGAAGGUUCUUCUUAAGUUGUCAAGUACACAGGACAUAUACCAGAGUUCAGCAGAUGAAAAUUAAUUGGUGCGAUUGGCCUUGUGUUCUAAAUCUUUCCCACUGAAGUAAAAUAGUGUGUGUGGGGGUAGGAGCAUUGAUGACUGUGUCAGCCGCCUUGCUCCUCCCUGAAACGGCUGAGGUGGAGGGUCGGGGAGAUCAAGUGGAAGAGUGGAAUGCCAUGCCAGGUAGACAGACAAUAGCACAGUGCUUUAGUCUGGGCCUAAUUCCCAGAGGCAGUCAUUAUAGUGGGGCUCUGCAGAAGAUAAGGGCUCAUGAUGGAAGUGGUUUCACAACACAAGCCUGCAGCUAGGCUGAUUCCCAGGGAGGAACUAGCAGAUGGGGUUGGGAGCAGGAAGGGGAGCCACCAGUAAAUAACCCUCCGGUGUAAACUCACUUGAGCCUGGCAGGGCGAGAGAAUGGCUGUGUUUGAGUAAGGUGCCUGUUGGUGCCUGGAGGAGAAGGGCUGCUGUAGGUCGGAUCCUGACAUCACAUUCUUACAUUCAUAAAGUAUACAACAAACCUUUAUUGAAGCACCUGAAAAGUGCUUCUAGACCUUUCUGGGGGCACAGGAAGUGGGUGAGUGGAGUCAUAGUUCCUGACCUUUGGCUUAGUAUUGAGAAAACAGGCAUGAGAACAGGCAGCUUCAGCUGUGUAUGAUGGUCAGAUGGAAUGUCUGUGUAGGGAACUCAUGCCAAGGAGUUUAGGAGAACUGAGGAUGAAGUCAAGCUGUACUUUGAAAAGAAACACGAGCCAUUGGUAGAAGAAAGUGCGAUGUACAUCCAGUGCAGAGAAAACAGGUAUGACCAAAGUGUGCCAAAGAUCACGUAGGGCUUGGUAUUGUCUGGAGAUUAAGGCUAGCUUCCUUCUGGAGAAUUUUGAGUUGUGUGACUUCCUGAGUGUAUAGAUUUGAGAAUACAGAGGAGGAAUAGAUUUAGUGGGGGAAACAAUGAGUUCUCAGCAUGUAGUGUCUGUGGUGUAGGUCAGAUAGCUAUGUAACAUCUCUAGAACUCCAUGCAGGUACAAGAGGGUUAGGUGAAGUCAGGUUACAUGCUUGCUCUUGGAACUUAAGAGAAUGCAUGAAUGGAGAGCUGGGAACCAAGAGCAUCUUUGUCAGACCGCAUGCUCUGUAGGGCAGCAACAGAGAGGAGAGAGAGCAAACCAGAGUGGAAGAGUCAGAAUUCUCUCCACAGUGAGUGCAGCCGAGCGGCUGGUGGAAAUGGCAGUGGAAUUGGAUUGUGAGGGCUGUGCAUGUGCAGUGUGGAGAAGUGCAUGCCUUCCCUUCCUCUCCUUCCUUAAGCCUGGCUCAUAGACAUGUCUGCUCUGCUCUCUCUCCUCUCUGAUCCCUGCCCGCCUUCCUGGCAGACUCCCAGCAGUGGUGACCGUGUUGCAGGGCCAGUGCUGCUGUGAGCUAGGAGCAGAGCGUUCUGAGGAUCUGGAGAGACAAGGGUCUGAGUGACCAUGGUGGGUACAGUGUGAACUAAGAGAAGGGCUUUGUUUCCUACUCUUUCCAUUCUCCUUACCAGGACAGGUGGCACCAUGAGCAGGGUGCUUGGUGAAUGAAGCAGGUGUGGUUUGUUCAUGCCAAACUGACAAGUAAACCAUGACUUGCCACGAGGGAAACAGCCUCUGGUACAGCCCUGCCCGUCUCUUGCUGCACUCCCCUGGAGCUUGCUCUCUUGGUCUGAGGCUCCCAAGUCUUUGCUGUCCUUACUCUGGCACCUCUCUUGUUCUGUUUCUUACUGGUGUGCAGCUUUAGGAGAUGGUCUUCGGACCCUUUUCUGAUUUCCUGUUAAUGAACUUUGUAUCCACUUGUACACACACAAUCAAUCCUUAUUUUGACCCUGCUCCUUGUAACCGACCUGGUUCCAGCCUCUGCUCUCCCAGUGGCCAUUGAGCUACAUCUGCUGGCUCAGGGUCUCUUCAGCGCUGCCCCUAACGUGUGGGGUCUGUCGCCUUGCUCCCUCUUGCCAAGCACUGUCUCUGCCUUUGUGCCUCACCUGCCUGGAGCUGCCCUGUCCUCCACCCUCUAGCUGCCUCUCUGAUGGGCCUGCCGUGCUCCUCUCUGGCUGUCAGUCCGCAGCCAGGACUAAGCAAAUAUGUGCCAGGGAGUUUGCCUGUUCUCUUCAUUUGUUCCCGUCUCAGCCUCGUAAGACUCACCUACAAUUUUAGGAGUGUCUGAAACACUGAGGUCAAAGGUGAACCAAUAUUUCAAAAGCAAGAGAGAUAGUAACAACCAUGCCAAAAAACAGACAAUCUUUUUUUACAGUCUUUCUGCCCAUGAAUUUUUAACUAUGUGUUUAAAUUUCAUAGUAAGUUGUCCUUGUAAAUGUUGGAUCUACUAAGUCUUGUUCAUUUUCCAAGCCAGUCAACAUCUUUAUCUGAACUGUGGUAUGCUGUGUAAGCUAUGAACAUUUUUGUUGUCGUUGUUGUUUGUUUGUUUCAAGACAAGGUUUCUUUCUGUAGUCCUGACCAUCCUGAAAUUUGCUCUGAAGACUAGUCUGGCCUGGAACUCAGAGAGCCAUCUGCUUCUGCCUCCCAAGUGCUGGGAUUGAAGGUGUGCUCCACAACCACUGGGCAAGAAAGCUCUGAGCUUCUAAGAGAAAAAUCAUUAUGUGUCAGAGUAAGAUGGCUUGCAGUCCUAUCCCCACUCCCAACACAGACACAGACAUAUGUGCACGCAUGUGCACACACACUCUCCACACUUUCCUCUGCAAGGGCAAAGCUCACUAGAGGAAGAAGUGCUUUUUCAAACAGAAUUGACUUUUUCCAUCACAGUUGAACUCUAGGAUCCCCUUGCCUUCUGCUCCAGCGUGCUGGCCUGGGGUUUUGUGCUCAGCUGUGCAUUCUCUCAUCUCCAGGGUCGACUGACUCUACACUUCUUAUUUUAACAGACUGUUUUCUCUUUUGUAUAGUUGUAUAGCUUUUGGUUGUUUCACCUAUCAGAAAUAGUUGUUUGGAAGUGGCCUGUAAGCAAACAUACAUAUGAAAUUUGUGUUCAUUUGGACACAACUGCGGGGUGUGUAGAUUGUCCCAGCAGUGUGUCCUUGAUGUGAGUGUGUAAUUCCCACCACUGGGAAGCAGUCAUGGGAGAGCUGUUUUCAUCCCUCACACACUUCCUGAAGAAAUAUGCACAGACAUCUUAUUCUCUACCCGGUGGGAAGUAGUCAGUCUGUGUGUUGAGUAGUCACAUUGUGGGGAUAUGGCUGUGACCAUUUCACAGCAGCGAGUCACUGUAGACAUCAAUGGUUCUAACUCCCUGUUGCCUGAUUUGCAGGGAUUAAAAUAGGAUUUUAAGAUAAAUCUUCAAAAUGUGUGUGUUGAUGAAAUCCUUGAACUAAUAACCCUUGAGUGAAUCUUCUUCCCUUGUGCCUAUGAUGUACCGUGUGUGGACCCUUCAGUGUCACUAAAGACGGCCGGCCAUGUCACCCCACUACUGGGGCAGGUGGCUUUCAGCUGUUAUGAACACCUUGUUCAUUUGUGUGAAGUCUCCAGUUAAUCCGAGCUGCUUGUAUUACUGAGGUCCAGGUUGAUACCUGUGAGUGGGGUGUCCAAGUCUGGGUCUCACGAAGCCUUGUGUGUUCUGUGCUUUG
Molecule: messenger RNA, 7974 nt
Organism: Chionomys nivalis (European snow vole)
Lineage: Eukaryota; Metazoa; Chordata; Mammalia; Rodentia; Cricetidae
Gene: Agtpbp1
Product: ATP/GTP binding carboxypeptidase 1
Exons: 25
Coding region: 41-3661 (1206 amino acids)
Biological process (GO): C-terminal protein deglutamylation; proteolysis; protein side chain deglutamylation
Molecular function (GO): zinc ion binding; metallocarboxypeptidase activity
Source: RefSeq, a predicted model, not a curated record